Molecule: messenger RNA, 1845 nt
Organism: Choloepus didactylus (southern two-toed sloth)
Lineage: Eukaryota; Metazoa; Chordata; Mammalia; Pilosa; Megalonychidae
Gene: BRMS1
Product: BRMS1 transcriptional repressor and anoikis regulator
Exons: 11
Coding region: 515-1390 (291 amino acids)
Biological process (GO): negative regulation of transcription by RNA polymerase II
Cellular component (GO): Sin3-type complex
Molecular function (GO): histone deacetylase binding
Source: RefSeq, a predicted model, not a curated record
GCGAACCUUGGCCGGUUGCCAUGGAAACCGGCCCGCGGUAACCCAGCGUGCCUCGUUCUGCAGCUGUCCAAUUGUGAGCUCCCCGACGGGCGCCCCCCGAUGACGCACACGGAAGCGCCGACAGGUCCCGCCUCCCAGGGAAGAGGAACCGGCGCAACGCUUCCGGGGGCCUGGCGGCGGCGGUCAAUGCCGACAGUCCCGGGCGCCUCUAGGGGAGUCUCGGACGUGAGGCCGAAGGCCCCGCUCCCUGCGUUAUCCAUUCAUCAGGUGAGAUAGUUCUGUGCUAGGUGAAUAAGCUGCACGUGCAGCCCCUGCCCUGGUGCGGCUCACAGACUGGGGAGACAGACAUGAGAAUUGGCAACAGAGGAGAUGCAAGCAAGGAAGGCUUCCUGGAGGGAGUAGCAUCGUGCCAAUCUAAAGAACUUGCAGCGUCCAGAGAAGUUAGAAGAAUGUCACAGUGAAAUAGAAGCCCCCAGGAGGCAGUGAGAUUAUCUGCUGAGAAGACUGAACCCAGAUGCUGGUCCAGCCUCCAAGCAAAGACACAGAGGAGAUGGAAGCAGAGGGCGAUUCGGCCGCCGAGAUGAAUGGGGAAGAGGAAGAGAGUGAGGAGAGGAGUGGCAGCCAGACAGAGUCUGAGGAGGAGAGCUCUGAGAUGGAUGAUGAGGACUACGAACGGCGCCGCAGCGAGUGUGUCAACGAGAUGCUGGACCUGGAGAAGCAGUUCUCAGAGCUAAAGGAGAAGCUGUUCAGGGAACGACUGAGUCAGCUGCGGUUGCGGCUGGAAGAAGUGGGGGCGGAGAAAGCCCCCGAGUACACAGAGCCUCUGGGGGGGCUGCAGCGGAGCCUCAAGAUUCGUAUUCAGGUGGCAGGGAUCUACAAGGGCUUCUGCCUGGAUGUGAUCAGGAAUAAGUACGAGUGUGAGCUGCAGGGAGCCAAACAGCACCUGGAGAGCGAGAAGCUGCUGCUCUAUGACACCCUGCUGGGGGAGCUGCAGGAGCGGAUCCAGAGGCUGGAGGAGGACCGCCAGAGCCUGGACAUCAGCUCCGAGUGGUGGGACGACAAGCUGCAUGCCAGGGGCAGCUCAAGGACCUGGGACUCCCUGCCGCCCAGCAAGCGGAAGAAAGCACCUCUCGUCUCUGGCCCUUACAUCGUGUAUAUGCUGCAGGAAAUCGACAUCUUGGAGGACUGGACCGCUAUCAAAAAGGCUAGGGCAGCUGUGUCCCCUCAGAAGAGAAAAUCGGAUGUGACGUUCCCCUUCCCACCUAACCCCAGGACCGUGAUUCCGCUAUUCAUCACCAAGGGUUCCCUCAGCGUGGCUGGCACCAAACCCGACAUUCACGUCCUCCUGCUACAGAAGGGUGGGCUGGCGAGCCCUGUGGGGUCCACCUGACAGCCCAGCCAGCCCUGCAGUGUGGCUGCUGGGGCCUCACCUCCAGUGGUCACUGGUCAGGACUCUUCCUCCAUCCCUCCCCAGGGGUCUGCAUGGCUGUAGACCUGGAGCUGACCUGGGCAGAGAAGCCGUCGUCCCUGUCCCCGACUGGCCCAUUGUCUCCCCUUCCCAAAGAUCAGCCGCCUCCGUGCCCUCCCUGACCAAAUCCUUGCCUCAUUUUAAGCCAAAGCAACAUCUCCUUCCUGCUGACCUUGGACCCCGAUUCCCCAGCCCCUGAGCCAGGGAGCUAAGCCCCACUGCGUGGGAACUCUGAUUCAUUACUUAUAAGUGGGGGGCCCUGUCUGAUCUGGCUGGGGCUGGAAGUGAAAAGCCAGGCUCCCCAGGCUUUCUCAGGGCGUCUCUUGUCUGCCUCCCGGGUGGCGGGGAUUGAAAUUAAAACCUCUCCUGGGACUCUG